Molecule: messenger RNA, 1733 nt
Organism: Cuscuta epithymum
Lineage: Eukaryota; Viridiplantae; Streptophyta; Magnoliopsida; Solanales; Convolvulaceae
Source: the annotation of a GenBank genome assembly
AAACUAUCCCUAAUAAAGUAAGCUAAAAGGGAUGGAUAGGAAGUAAGUAACCCCUAAAAUAGUACGAGUACAACAAUAGUUAAAAAGGAAAUAAUGAGAAAGAUCAAAUAAGAGGUUCUCCUAUCCUCUUCGGAAUCAGAUCAAAUACUAGGCUCUCAUCCUCUCCCAUUUCUGUAAUUUCUCUAAUCUCUUUCAAUUCUUUUUACUUCCCAUAUUUAUUUUCCCCAGUUCAAGUUGGUAACUUUUCCAGUUCUUCUCUCUCUCUGUAUGGGAAGGAAUCUAGGGUUGCGCCGUUCUUGAUUUUUUACACAAAAAAAAAAACUCGUCCUUUUUGGUGUGAAAGUGGAGUAUAUUGAUAUUUUUGUGUCAAUCUGUGUGUAUAAUAUCUGGGAAAUUAACACCGCGUUUGGUUGAGACGUACAGAAAACGUUAUAAUGGUGAGGAAGAGAAUCGAGAUCAAGAAGAUCGAGAGCUUGACGGCGAGGCAAGUGACGUAUGCCAAACGGAGAAGAGGGCUUCUCAAAAAAGCAGAAGAGCUUGCCACCCUCUGCGAUGCUGAGCUUGGGCUUAUCGUCUUCUCCGCCACCGGAAAACUCUCCGAGUAUUCCAGCUCCAGGACUUUCCUGUGUACGAAGAAAUUCGUUCCGCGGACACUUGGCUGAGUGAAAAUGGUGGCUUCGAUUUUUUGUUGGUAGAGCAGAGGAUCAUGUCUAUAGCCGGCGGCUUUAACUAGUCACAGGUUGUGUUUGAAAGUUCUUUCUCUUUGAAGAUCAAGAGGUUCAAGAUGUUUAGAACCUUGACUUCUCAAAUGCAUUCAUACACAAAGGUAUGCAACAAGUUCUUGCGAGGCAAAAUAUGCAGUCAAAUAAGAUGGAGAAUCUCGAUAAUCAUCAUGAUCAUGCACCUAUCGAGCUUGAGGAUAAUCGAACCCAUGCAAAGCUAAUGAAAGACUGCAUGGACAAGGAUCGCCAGCUGAGGCAACUGAUGGGAGAAGAUAUUCAAGAGCUUGACAUGGAUGAUUUGAUUACACUGGAGAAACAGAUGGAGAGAGGAUUGAGCCGUGUUCUGAAGAUGAAGGGGCGGACUUACGCUAUAACCAGGGUAUGCAUAGGCUACACCUCAAAAUGUGCGGCACGCCUAUGUGGUAGUAAUAUUAAAAUAAAACUCUUGCUAGGCUACAAGUCAAAGGGUCAAAACGCUCUAGUGCUACACGAGACAUUACACUUGAACGAGAUAACUGCUCUCAAGAAUCAGGGUGCUUUUCUGAAGGAAGAGAAUGAACAAAUGAAACACUUCGUCCAUCAGCAGAUGGGCAGGGGGGAGAAACCUCCAUCCGAUCAACUGGUUCCUGGGCAGUCGGACAAUUCGAUCUCAGAAGCGUGCAGCCCAACUAUUAGUCAAUCUUGCCAUGGCCACUCUGAUACUUCCCUCAAAUUAGGCUUGCCUUUUCCAACUGAAGUUACAAGGAAGUGGGGGCUUACGCCAAUGAUAUGAUUUUUAAUUGGCAUGGGAUGACACAUUAUCCCAAAUAAUUUGUAUAUGAUUUCCUGAUUUCAUCUAAUAAUUUGAUAGAAGGAAAGGAUUUAAUAAUGUUAUUUGUGAAAAAAUGUAAUUACUGGAGGUGAAAUUAAUCUAUGCAACUGGAGUAGAGAAUGUCCUUUGUAUCAAUCUAUAAUAUAAGUAUGUAAAAAAUGUCUGUUGUGUAUUGAAUUUUAAAAAAAAAAUGUUUUUCG